GUGGGGAGGCAGACGCCGGUCCGCUCAGGCCUCGGCGCGGCCUACAGGCUCCGCUCGCCCGCCCGCCAGCCCGCCAGCCCGCCCGCUCGCUCGCUCCCCCGCCCCGCCCCGCCCCGCCAUGGCGGAGCCUUCGCCAGCCCGGCGUCCGGUGCCUCUCAUCGAAUCGGAGCUGUACUUCCUCAUCGCCCGCUACCUCUCGGCUGGCCCGUGUCGCCGAGCGGCGCAGGUGCUGGUGCAGGAGCUGGAGCAGUACCAGCUGUUGCCGAAGAGGUUGGAUUGGGAGGGCAACGAGCACAACAGGAGCUACGAGGAAUUGGUCUUGUCCAAUAAGCAUGUGGCUCCUGACCACCUGUUACAAAUCUGCCAGCGAAUCGGCCCCAUGCUGGAUAAAGAAAUCCCACCCAGUAUUUCAAGAGUCACUUCUUUGCUUGGUGCAGGAAGGCAGUCUUUGCUACGUACAGCAAAAGACUGCAGGCACACAGUAUGGAAGGGCUCUGCCUUUGCUGCUCUUCACAGAGGAAGACCUCCUGAAAUGCCCGUGAAUUAUGGCUCCCCACCAAGUCUUGUGGAGAUACAUCGAGGAAAACAGCUCACAGGGUGUUCCACUUUUAGCACAGCGUUCCCAGGAACUAUGUACCAGCACAUAAAGAUGCACAGGAGGAUUCUCGGACACCUGUCUGCUGUGUACUGUGUAGCAUUUGAUAGGACAGGACAUAGAAUCUUUACAGGGUCAGAUGAUUGUCUGGUAAAGAUCUGGUCCACACACAACGGACGUUUGCUGUCCACGCUGAGAGGCCACUCUGCAGAAAUUUCAGACAUGGCCGUCAACUACGAGAACACACUGCUUGCCGCUGGCAGCUGUGAUAAAAUCAUCAGGGUGUGGUGCUUGAGGACCUGUGCCCCAGUGGCCGUGCUGCAAGGACACACGGGGUCAAUUACAUCCCUGCAGUUUAGCCCAAUGGCCAAAGGACCUCAGAGAUACAUGGUCUCCACUGGUGCUGAUGGGACUGUUUGCUUUUGGCAGUGGGAUUUGCAGUCCUUGAAAUUCAGUCCACGCCCCCUGAAGUUCACAGAAAAGCCAAGACCUGGUGUUCAGAUGCUGUGCUCUUCAUUUAGUGUUGGUGGUAUGUUUUUAGCUACAGGCAGUACAGAUCAUGUGAUCAGAAUGUAUUUUCUGGGGUUUGAAGUACCUGAGAAAAUCGCCGAACUUGAGAGCCAUACCGACAAAGUUGAUAGCAUCCAGUUUUGUAAUAAUGGUGACCGGUUCUUAAGUGGUAGCAGAGAUGGAACAGCACGGAUUUGGAGGUUUGAACAGUUGGAGUGGAGAAGCAUCUUGCUGGAUAUGGCCACCAGAAUCUCAGGAGACAUGUCUUCUGAAGAAGAGAGGUUUAUGAAACCCAAAGUUACAAUGAUAGCUUGGAAUCAGGAUGAUAGCAUUGUGGUCACAGCUGUGAAUGACCAUGUCCUCAAAGUGUGGGACUCUUACACUGGACAGCUGCUGCAUAACCUACUGGGACAUGCUGAUGAAGUGUUUGUUUUGGAGACACAUCCCUUUGAUUCCAGAAUUAUGUUAUCUGCAGGACACGAUGGCAGCAUAUUUAUAUGGGAUAUUACAAAAGGCACCAAGAUGAAACAUUAUUUUAAUAUGAUCGAAGGACAAGGACAUGGAGCCGUGUUUGACUGUAAGUUUUCACAGGACGGACAACAUUUUGCCUGUACAGACUCUCACGGGCAUCUUCUAAUCUUUGGUUUUGGAUGCAGCAAACCAUAUGAAAAGAUUCCUGAUCAAAUGUUUUUCCAUACUGACUACCGACCACUGAUAAGAGAUUCCAAUAACUAUGUCUUAGAUGAGCAGACACAACAGGCACCACAUCUUAUGCCCCCACCAUUCCUGGUAGAUGUAGAUGGAAACCCUCAUCCAACCAAGUACCAGAGAUUAGUACCAGGUCGUGAAAACUCUGCAGAUGAACAUUUGGUUCCACAGCUAGGCUAUGUGGCCACAAGUGAUGGGGAGGUGAUUGAACAGAUUAUAAGCCUGCAGACCAAUGACAGUGGUGAAGCCAGCCCCGAAUCCAACAUUCUUGAUGGGAUGAUCCGGCAGUUGCAGCAGCAGCAAGACCAGAGACUGGGAGUGGAUCAGGAUGUGAUUGCAAAUGGACUCUCGAAUGGGGAAGAGACUCCUCGGAGAGGGAGUUUUAGAAGACUGAGUUUAGACAUCCAGUCUCCUCCAAACAUUGGUCUCCGCCGGAGCGGGCAGGUUGAAGGAGUUCGUCAAAUGCAUCAGAAUGCUCCCCGAAGUCAGAUUGCCACAGAGCGAGACCUGCAGGCUUGGAAGCGGAGAGUGGUUGUGCCAGAGGCACCACCAGGCAUAUUCAGGCGGUUGGAAGAUUUUCGCAUCGAAAGAGGUGAAGAGGAGAGAAACCUAUAUGUGAUAGGGAGGAAAAAGAAGUCUUUCCAGCUCUCACAAAAGUCAAAUUCAGUGGUUUUGGUGUCCCAGUCAAGACAACGGACUUGUAGACGUAAAUAUGCAAAUUAUGGUAGAAGAAAUACUGGCCGGUGUGAAUUGUCUUCUGGAAAUGAAUCUUCAGGUUCUAUUAGACAUGAGACGUCCUGUGACCCGAGUGGAGGCUCUUGUUCUUCAGGGGACGAUGAGUGGAGAAGCGAUAGAAGAAGUGAGAGUGACAGCGAGAGUUCAAGUGACUCUUCCUCUCGAUACUCUGAUUGGACAGCUGACACAGGAAUCAACUUGCAGCCUCCUUUAAGGAUGUCUUGUCGCCGUCGAGUAACCCGAUUCUGCAGUAGUUCAGAGGACGAAAUGUCUGCGGAGAACACAUCUCCUCCAAAAAGAAGGAGGAAAAGAAAGAAAGAAAGCAAACCUAAAAGGGAGAGUUUGCGAAGGAUGACUCCACCAGAGCUUGCAAAUACAGAACAUUUAUAUGAGUUUCACCCUCCUGUUUGGAUAACCGACACUACACUUCGCAAGUCUCCUUUUGUUCCUCAGAUGGGUGAUGAGGUGAUCUACUUUCGCCAGGGCCAUGAAGCAUACAUUGAAGCUGUCAGAAGAAAUAACAUUUAUGAACUAAACCCUAAUAAGGAACCAUGGAGGAAAAUGGAUCUCAGGGAUCAAGAGUUGGUCAAAAUAGUUGGAAUAAGAUAUGAGGUUGGACCACCUACCCUUUGUUGCCUCAAACUAGCAUGUAUAGAUCCAGCAACUGGCAGACUUACAGAUAAAUCUUUCUCCAUUAGGUACCACGAUAUGCCAGAUGUUAUCGAUUUUCUUGUGUUGCGUCAAUUUUAUGAUGAAGCAAGACAGAGAAACUGGCAGCCUUGUGACAGAUUUCGAUCUAUUAUUGAUGAUGCUUGGUGGUUUGGAACUGUGUUGAGUCAAGAGCCGUAUCAACCACAGUACCCUGACAGUCACUUCCAGUGUUACGUCGUUAGGUGGGACAAUACUGAAAUUGAAAAGCUUAGCCCAUGGGACAUGGAACCAAUUCCUGACAAUGUUGAUCCACCAGAAGAGUUGGGAGCAAGCAUCUCUGUCACUUCAGAUGAGCUAGAGAAAUUGCUCUACAAACCACAAGAUGGUGAAUGGGGCCAGAAAUCAAGAGACGAGGAGUGUGAACGCAUCAUCAGUGGCAUAGAUCAACUUUUAAACCUUGAUAUAGCAGCAGCUUUUGCAGGCCCGGUGGAUCUGUGUACAUAUCCAAAAUACUGCACAGUGGUUGCUUAUCCAACAGAUCUUUAUACAAUUCGAAUGAGACUUAUUAAUCGAUUUUACAGGCGAUUAUCUGCAUUGAUUUGGGAAGUCCGUUAUAUAGAGCAUAAUGCAAGAACAUUUAACGAACCUGAAAGUGUAAUUGCAAGAUCAGCUAAAAAAAUAACGGACCAGCUUCUGAAAUUUAUUAAGAAUCAAGAUUGUACAAAUAUAUCAGAGCUGUCUAACACAUCUGAAAACGAGGAUCAGAAUGCAGAUGAUUUGGACGAUAGUGACCUCCCUAAAACGUCUUCUGGAAGGAGAAGGAUCCACAGCUGGAAAAAAAGGAGCAACAGAGCCGCUAGCUGUGUUGAGAACGACUGGAGGAGGCAGUGCAAGGCCUUGCUCAUCUUGAUUUUUCAGUGUGAGGAUUCUGAGCCCUUCAGACAGCCAGUGGACUUGGUUGAGUACCCAGAUUACCGAGAUAUUAUAGACACUCCAAUGGAUUUUGGAACAGUAAGGGAAACUCUGGAAGCUGGGAAUUAUGAUAGCCCUGUGGAAUUUUGCAAAGACAUCCGAUUAAUAUUUAGCAAUGCAAAGGCGUAUACACCCAACAAAAGAUCAAAGAUUUAUAGUAUGACUUUGAGAUUGUCUGCUUUGUUUGAAGAAAAAAUGAAAAAAAUCUCCUUUGAUUUUAAAAUUGGCCAAAAAUUCAAGGAGAAACUUCGACGAAGCCAAAGAUUUAAGCAAAGGCAAAGCUGUAAUGGUGGCAUUCAGGUUGACACCAGUGUAAGAAAUAUCAAACAGAAGCGGUUCAAAUCUCAGACAAGAGUAAUUCCACAGUUGACGUGUCCUCCCUCCCAGUCUACCUCAAGUCGGGCACCUUUGUCUGCAACCCUCAGGACAAGCACUCGUGCCUCUUCAGGCUUUACUUCUGGGGAUUCUUCAGAUUCAGUGCAGUCAUUUGAACGAGCGAGAAGAAAUAGACCGGAGACUCUGAGGACUGGUUCUGAGCUGUCAGAAAGUGAAAUGGAAGAUUUCAUAGCUACCUCUUCAUCCUCUUCAGCUUCAAAUAGUUCCGAGGAGAGCAAAGGGAGUUCCAGAGCUCCACAGUGCUCCUUGCGCACUGGCUUGUUGAGAGGCAGCAGUCUCAGGGUGACCAGAACAAGAGCUGCGCAGAGAAAAGCUGGUUGUGUUUCUUUAGAAAAUGGAUGUGGCAGAAAAGCUACCCGGAAGAGAGUGUACUUAAGUGACUCUGAUAACAAUUCAGGGGAGACGGAGGGAAAUCUGAGAGGCAAAACUGGGAACAAAAAAGUCCUCCGGAAGUGUGCUGCUGUUGCAGCCAGCAAGAUAAAGUUAAUGAGCGACGCAGAAGGCAACUCCAGCUCUGAGAGCCUGUGCUCUGGCCGGAAGCUGCCACAUCGCAGUGCGUCGGCUGCAGCUAGGAAAAAGUUGCUACACAAUUCUGAUGACCAGAGCCUUAAGUCAGAGACAGAAGAACUGAAAGACCAGAAUCUGUUGAUGUCUGGUCCUCGUUCUGCCCAGGACAGUGUCAGUGACUCAGACAGUGACUUGCGAGCAGCCCGGAAGAACUGGCAUGCUAAUGGCUGCUCAUCCCAUACGCUGGCAGCAGGCAAAACUAAGUUCCUUCCAGUAGAGUCUUCUGAGGAAGACUCCAAAUGUCACGAGUCAGAUAAUGGGCACAGCGGCACUGCCGCCCCUUCAGCCUCUGGGCAGAAACUUGGGGCAGAGAGCGUCUCUGAGGAAACUGACUCUGAACCAGGGAGCAGCCCGUUAUGUAAGAAUGUGCAUCUGUUUAAGAAGGCGAAGAUCUUGAGCGACUCAGAAGACUGUGAGGAACAAGGAGGGGAGAGCAGGAGCGGUCACACUGUAGAAGGGAACUCAGUUUCUGCCGCCUCGAAGAGGGAAGCCAUUCCUGUCCCUCAGCGUCUCUUGAGCGGUGAAUCUGAGACUGACGCAGACUCCGAUGUCGGCACAGUGAAAGAGAAAUUGCUCAGCAAUGUGAAUGAUUCUCUAUCUCGAGAAAAUGGACCAAGCAGAAAAGUUUCCCGGAAAAGGGUCUGUUCCAGUGACUCGGAAAGCAGUCUACAGGUGACGAAGAAGUCACCCAAAGACAAGACCAGUCUCCUGAGGGUUACUCGAAGUGCCAGUGUGGCUGCUGAUAAAAUCAAGUUCACAAGUGAUGCAGAAAAUGCUGCCUUGGAAACCGUGUGUACUCGAAGCAGAAGGAGAAGGAAAAGGCCCACCAGAUUUGCUUGUGCCACAGCAAAGAAGACACCGAGUGGUGGUGAGAAGCUUGCACACUGUGAAGUGGCAGAGGCACAGCACGCCUGCAGUAGCAAGCUCCCCGAGUCUGCACCCCAUGGCAGCACCACAGAUGCCCCUCAGUCUGUGAGUGCAGACUUGGAUUCCGAAGGGGGUUCCAGUUCUGAGCAUACAGGGAGCACACUGAACAGACACACCGACAGUGUGGGCACAAGCAUGCCUCCUAAAAACCGAAGCUCCUCUGCUGGACCUUCUCGGGAAGACCCCACAAGCCACACCCCAGACGGUGAGAUCAGCUUGUCUUCUGAGUCAGUGUUGGCCCAAAAAGCUACCACAGAGAAUAACUUUGAAGAAGACCUGAAUUAUGGAUUGCGAAGGUGGAAUGGUAGAAGACUCAGGACGUAUGGAAAAGCCCCUUUCAACAGGACAGCACAAGUGACUCACAGUCUACAGGUGUCAGCAGAGGCUGGGGUGAAGAGGAGAGUGCAUCUUGAGUUAGACCAUGAGGACAUGCCUGGACAAACAGAGAGUUCAGUGUGUGUGCCUGACUCCAGUCCCAAGUCUGAUGACUUGGGAUCAGUAACCGAAUCUGAUAUUGACUGUACUGAUAACACAAAAACCCAAAGGAGAAAAAAAAGGAAAGGGAAAACAAAAGUGGUUAGAAAAGGUAAAACCUUUACAUCCAACCUGUCUAAAAGUGCAAGACAUCAAAGACAGAGUAAAUGUCCUAGGUUAAAUGUGGAUGACAAUGACUGGGAGGAUUUGGACUAUGCAAAUGCUAAAAGAGUUGUUCGGCGCUCAAAAAUAAGAACGAGAAACCAGGGUAGGAGAACGGUGAGGUACCAUGAUGGGGAAGAUGACAGAAGCAUAGAGAAUGCACUAGAACUCAGUGACCGCACCUUAUGACCUUGAGAGCCAGCGUGCUCACCUGACUGACUGGAAUGUAUUGUGAAAGCUGGCUUACAAUUCAGGGAAUAUAUUUAUAUUUUUCUAUGAAAAGUUUGUGAAUGUGACUAAAUCAUGACUGUUAUUUUUAUUUGCACUUGCUGGUUUUGAAGCAGCAUUCAGCAGAGGUGCCAAAAUAUGCUUCAUUUUGGGGGCAGAUCUACUUUGACAGUAUUGAGUACGUACAGCGAGAGUUGGGAGACACAUGAAACACUAGACAACUUGGUUAGCCAAACCAAUGAGCAUUAAUUUGUAAUAACAGUGUCACACAGUUAUUUUCUGAAUUUGUCCAGAGGUGGUAGUUUCUAAACCCCUGCCAUGUAGUAGGAGAAAAAUUCAUGUGACCUAUGUUUACAAAAUCUUGAUAAAUAUUAUGUGCAUACUGACAUUAUAAUCAUGGCAAGUGUAACCAUGAUUAGUAGGCAAGGCACCUACCACUUUUUUUUUUUUUUUUUAAAUUUCCCUGGAGACUUGAGUAGAAUACAUUAUACCCACAUCUGGUUAUUUUUAUUAACAUAGCUUCCACUUUCCUUUCCAAAUGCUUGUUGGGUCUUAGUUUUCUCUUUUUAAGGAAAACCCAAUGACUUUAAUGUUUAUAAACUUGAAUUUAUAAAGUGCUGGUAAAUCUUAUAUGUUUGGAGUGCAUAUUUUAAAGGUCUAAGUUGAGAGCAUAGUUAGAGUGUUUUCUUUUAGAUUGUUACUUGGUUUCGUCCAAGACUUACUUUCCUUUAGGAUUUGCCAAAUUCUUGCUCUUCCAUAAUCCUACUCUGAAGUAGAGAAGUUUGUGUGCCUUAGAUUUAGGGAAAGUGUUCUUUAAUAAGAGCACAGGGCUAAUGGGAUUUCAGUUCUAUGUAGAUUUUCCUCUGUCAAAACUAGAGUUAAGAGUGCAAUUGUGAAUCUUACCUAUGUAGGAAAACCGUUCCAUGUCAUUCUCCAUCCAUGCCAAGUGCAUUGUAAGCAUCCUUUGCUGGGACACCUGAGUGUAUCUUUACUAGUGACCUCUAUCUAACACAAGGAACUCAAGUUUUGGGGCACAGUGACUUUUGAAGUCAUUUGAAAGUUGAAACACCAUCCCGGGUACCGUAGUGUUGUUAUUUUUGAGCCAGGUUCUUUUCUUUGGUGUGGCUUGUUUUUGGUCUACUGUAGGUAGCUCUUCCCAGUGGUUUCCCCCUUGAGUUUCCAUGAGCGGAAAGGAAUGUUAUAUGGCUUACACACCUUCAGGUGAUUUCUCUGAGGUGGCAGGUAAGGAAGAGCCUCUAAUAGAGAAUAUAGUGUCGAUUUCAUUUGACAUGGUAGGCAGGACCCCUCUGUUUUUAUGCAGGAGAUAGAAGGGUUUGGACGUUUCCAGUGGUGGUUGGUAGGUACUGUUUCUCAGGGUAGAGAACUUUCCACAACACAGUGGGAGGUAAGAUGCUUUCCAUAGAGAUCUUAGUAGAUGUAAGGUCUCUGUUGUCUUUGACUGUUGACCUGAGAUACAUUUGAUUCCUGUUAGAUCCCUUAGGAUUUUAGCUUCAUGCUUACCAUUAUCUGCAAAAAGGCACCCAGAAUCCAUAAAUAGACAUGUAGUGUACUCAUGAGUACAUAAAUUCUUUUAGAGAGUUUGGGUUUUAUACACAGAACUAUUCUCAGUUUUAGAGUGAUUUUUAACUGGUUGUUGAUUGGCUAGUCAAACAGUUCUUUCUAAACGGCCCCCUCACCCCACUACCACCCCUUUCUUUUUGUCCAAUUGUGUAGAAACAGUGUUGUGGUUUCAUCAGACUAAAUCCCUCAGAGAACAGAAGAGGAUCUGGUGUCAGACAUGAGGGCUUUGGAGGAAGUAUUUUUUGUUGUUUUUUUUUUCCGUUUUUUCUUUUUGGUUAUGGUGCUAUUUCUGACAUUAACUUUGAAUAUGUGACACACUCCUAAGUACCAGUAAGGAUGAGUAAUAAACGAUAGUUGAAAUGUUUACACUGAGCACUAGGUGUUUGGGGCACGCAGGGAUUUAACGCACAGAUGUACUUUAAUGCUUAGGGCCAGCCCGCCCUUUUGAGCAGUUACAAGGUGAAUGUGAGCUGGUCCAGCAGUCAGUGCUCUAGCUUGUGUAGCACUUGAAGUCUGUAGUGGUAUAUAUGCAAAAGUAGCCUUUCCCCUCUAGUUCUAGAUGUCCAGAGUCCUAUGAUUUUAUUCACUUACGAUUUUUUUAAAGUUUGAAGUAUUUAGUUUUGACUUUUUUACUUCUUUUGAAAGAUUAAUAUCAUCAAACAUACUAAGAAAGAUUUAAAAGGAUCCCCUCCCCCCUUAUCUUAUUUUUAAAAGGUGUACUGACAAUGUGUAGUAAUUUAUAAAUAAAAAGAAAAUGUAUCCCAUUUUCAGGUAAUUCCUAGGAUGGUCCUUGUUUUAUUUUUUAUAAAGUGGAAAACUUCUGAUCAAAUAAUGCCUGAAGUUAGUGUGAUCCUGGAAAUUGUGGUACAGCAGUUAAUGGUCAGCUCCAAGUUACAGCACAAAGGCUGCUUCUGUGUGACGAAGUUGCACCUACAGGGGAAGUUGGUUUUGAGUAAGACGUUUUUAAAAAGCACUUCACUACCUGGGAGAACAAUGCAGAACAUUUAUAAAACAAUGCCACCAGAAGGAAGGUCACACUGUCUAAACAGUAAGGUGUGCCACUAAGCCUUUGCCCUCCUUGAUGACUUUUUAGGGUAAUGAUUGGUUCACACUAUACUCCCAGUUUCUGUGGUAGUCUAUUUCCUAAAUCACUGUACUGUAUGGUAUAAAAAUUGAAUUGGAUCUUAGUCUCUUUUGCCAGUAUGAGUUGAACUUGAUUGUGUCAACUGAAAAAAAAAAAAGACUUGUGAGGUUUGUAAAUCAGUAGAAUGCAAAACAUUAAAGAUGCAUGUGAUUGCUUUUGUUUUCCUUCCCA
This is a messenger RNA of Mesocricetus auratus (golden hamster), 9821 nucleotides long. It is a transcript of the gene Brwd1, whose product is annotated as bromodomain and WD repeat domain containing 1. Gene Ontology annotation, biological process: regulation of cell shape; cytoskeleton organization; regulation of transcription by RNA polymerase II. Gene Ontology annotation, cellular component: nucleus. The transcript is spliced from 41 exons. Lineage: Eukaryota; Metazoa; Chordata; Mammalia; Rodentia; Cricetidae. Gene Ontology annotation, molecular function: protein binding. The record is from RefSeq and is a predicted model, not a curated record. The coding region runs from base 119 to 6886 and encodes 2255 amino acids.